Molecule: messenger RNA, 10614 nt
Organism: Ylistrum balloti
Lineage: Eukaryota; Metazoa; Mollusca; Bivalvia; Pectinida; Pectinidae
Product: E3 ubiquitin-protein ligase RNF213-like
Exons: 42
Coding region: 1-6102 (2033 amino acids)
Molecular function (GO): ubiquitin-protein transferase activity; ATP hydrolysis activity
Source: RefSeq, a predicted model, not a curated record
AUGGGCUGGUCCAGUGAAAGUCGAUACCUGCUGCUACUGACUGAAAACUACGGAGCAUUGACAAUUCUACAACAAGAAAUCCUGAAGAAACAAAAAGCUAUCACCAUAUUUGGUAGCAGCUUCCCAAGUGAUCAGGAGUAUACACAAGUGUGUAGGAACAUCAACCGCAUUAAGGUGUGUAUGGAGACGGGCAACACUGUGGUUCUUCUUAACCUCGAGAACCUUUACGAGAGUCUGUACGAUGCUCUAAACCAGUAUUAUGUGGAGUUUGGAGGUGAGCGGUAUGUUGACUUGGGGCUUGGAACACACAGAGUCAAAUGCAGAGUCCACAAAGACUUCAAGCUGAUAGUGGUGGCAGAGAAGCAGAUUGUGUAUGACAAGUUUCCCAUACCUCUCAUCAACCGUCUAGAGAAACAUUUCCUGAAUGUGUCCACCAUGUUGACAGAAGAACAGUUGAAAUUAACACAGGAACUUGAGAAAUGGGCUAAAGACUUUGUCAAGACUCAGGUCUUUUCACAUGCUAGACAAAGAAAAGAUGAGUUUUCUGUGGGGGAUGUGUUUAUGGGUUACCAUGCUGACAGCUGUGCUGCUAUUGUGCUUCAUGUUUACCAACAACAUUAUUUGGAGGGACAAGUGUUCGACUCUGCUAAGAGAAUACUUAUGUGGUGUGCUACACCAGAUGCGGUGAUGAGAUUGUGCAAUACAGCCCUGGUCAGAGAUGAAGCUAUAUUAAACACGAUUUACUGGAAAGAACAACAACACCAGAGUCUGUCUGCAUACCUUUACCAGAAAAUCAGACAGGAGAGCAGAGACAGUCAUUUUGCACAGGUUACGACCCACUCCAAGCUGAUCACUAGUGUGGAUUUAGAAGAACUGUCUCACAAACUUGGGAUUCCAAAUGACAACAUGGUGUUACUGAACCUGCAAUCAUUUGAUACAGAACAACAGUUCUGUAGGCAAGUGAAAAUGUGCUUUGAGAGAAUAGAACAAGAGAUGUUAUUGAUAGUCCAAAGUGACUGUGGAGAUGAAAAUGCCAGCCUUGUGGCCUGUGCCAGAUACUGCAUUCAAGAUGAACUCCAGCAGCUUGGAAAUCGAAUCAUGGGGCGCCGACAUGCCAUUUUCAUUAUACAGCUACCAAGGAUAGCAGGGGGUUGUUUUAAUGGAUUCCAGUGUGGGCAUUGGCAUUCACUCCAUAUUGACGACCUUCGACCUGAGGGUGAUACUUUGGGGAUGUCAGAGAUGCGAGGAAAAUCAGUGGGAACGCUCAUACAUCAUGCUGUUCAGGAAACAGCUGGGCGACCAACUGAGGUUUUAAUGGAAACUGAUAUCCCAGAAGAGGAAGAUAACCAACAUGCUCAGAUGGAUGUGGAUGAGGAGGAUAUCCAUCUCAAUUUUAACAAUGUAGAAAGAUACCCUUCUAAUCCAACUCAUUCUCACAAACUGCCUGUGGAGAACCUGGUGCUGAGCUGUAUUCAAGCAGCUUUGGCAAUGGUGAAGGACACAAAGGAAGAUACAAAACGAUCAACAGACAGGGUCCAACAGCUGUUAGAUCUUCUACACUAUGGCAAAGCUAAUCUGGUGUCUAAUAACCUUGUGAAGGGCAUAUGUAAACAUCUAGACGUGUUGAUGAUGGAGAAAGAGAAAUCUGCUGUCAACCCCGCAAACUGGCUGGCAGCAGAGGCAGCCAAAGCUGAGGUUAUCAACACUGCAGGAACCUUCAGACGAGCAUGGACUCAGUGUUUGGAGACCAAGGUGACUCCUAUACUGAUGGGAAUCAUUGCCUUUAUGGAUACAAACAGGAACUUGGAAAGCCUAUAUAAAGCCAAGGAUGGAGACUGGGUCCAGCAACUGUGGCUUGGCAUCCUCAACAAUACCAAGGCCACAUGUCUACAGUACUCUCAGUUGGUAUCACCUGGCCAUACUCAACAGGAACUUCCAGAGGUGGUGGUCCAACAUACAGGAACAGAUGGUCACCUGUUUACUGCUCAGUUACCCUUCUCAUGGCUCUACUUUAGACUGAUAGAGGACUUGUUGAGCACUACAAUCAAUAAUAAACCAGACACAGACUGCCUUGAGGUAGUGAACUCCGUGAAGGAUAUUCUGGCCAGUCAGCCAUUGGGAAUCAUGCUGUAUCCUCUCAUGGACAGAGACAGACGAAGUGUCCUGAAGGCAUAUAUCAAUGACUUUGUCCACAUGAUGUACCCAGUGUCAUCUAAACAGGAACACCAGCUUAUAUGUGAGAGCGUGCACAUUGGAUCUGGUCUCAUUCUUCAGCACCAAACAGGUGAUGGGAUGGCUAUGUUGGUAGCUAUCCACCUGGCCUAUCUCCAGACCAUCAGCAGGUUCCGUAACUUCUCCAGUCUCAGUCGAGUGUGGCCUGAAUGUAGUGAGAGUAUCAUAGAUUUUCAGGACAGCAGUCCCAAUUUCUUCCUCUGCUCUAGUGAAGAAAUGACCUUAGAUGUAAUGGGCUUGCGUCUACUGCUUGAGAAAUUGGAACCAGAGAAGGAGACACUUAACAGAGUACAAAGCCGUGCAGAUUGGUUACAGAGGGUACGUCGCUACAGACCAGUUGUGGAGAGAUUGUUGGACAUGGUUCAUCCUGAACAUACUGUCCAAUGUGGACCUCGCUGUGUCAAGGGCAUUCAGGAAGCCAGACUGACCUGGACCAGUGUACUGGUCGUGAAGCUGUUUAUAGAACAUGUGUAUUCUGUACGGGAAGCUGAUGACAAAUUCACCAUCAAUAGAUGCAUGCCUUUGUGGACAAUGAUGAAAACUGGUGCUGACAUGAAAUCUUUAGAAUCUUUGAAAAAGGUUGAAAAAUUCUUGAAGAUGUGCAACAAAUUGGCAGUCUCUCACUACUUUGACAUCAAUAGAGAUGACAAGUGUGAACACUGUGAGAAUGAGAUGGAAGGACCACCUGUCUACCUGCCUUGUAAAGACAAGAUAUGUUCCCGCUGUUACCAUGAUAUAACGAUCAUCAAAGACUUAGUGUGUCCAGUUUGUCGGGCAGAAAUUCCUGCAAACUUGAAAGCAAAUGAAGACUUACACAAAAGUGACAACUGCACUCUGUCUCCUGUACUCCAGUGUGUUGAGGAUGUUUACCACCAAGAUGUUUCCAAAAGUGAGACACCAGAAAACAAGGAAGUACACAUGGCUACAAGAUUUUUGGAAAAUUCUCAGAACUAUAUUGCCAAAGAAGGCCUGGAUGUUGUUAAACUCUACACCCUGGCAGAGACACGGUUUGCACUGAGUGUGGUAGCCAAGUAUGUACAGAAAAUCUUUGUGGACAGAUCCAUCAAGAUGAAGAAAAAUCAUAAACAGAUGAUGAAAGCUGCAGCUAAACUUUGUGAAGAAUGUAACUUUGACUGGCCUUGCAUAUUCUUUAUCAAGCAGCUAUGUCGUUGCUAUGGACGGGACAGUUAUCAGACAGUGUUGAGGUCUGGAGAUGAGAACAUGCGUCGAUGGCUACAGUUGCUAAAUCUGGAUAGAGAGGAGGCACUGGAGUGUACAGACCUAUAUGUAGUAUGUGGGGAGCAGUACAUCACAUGUCGCGAGAUGGUCACUCAAUGUUUACUGGGACAGGAUCCUGCCAAUCUUUUACAACAGCUGGAGGAUUUGAGAAAUGAGGACUGGAAAAAGAGAGUGACUCUACUUUUGGCAGUGUACAGAGAAAUCACUAUGUCCAACGUUUACCCAGAAGACAAGAGGAAAACACAGCCACAGAUGUAUGAACAGCUCCUUGACGCCUUGUUGAGCCAUCCCUUAUUUCAAGCACAGGGAAACCUCCUGAAAGCUUUGUUUAGAAACACUAUCUGGCAACGAUGUCAACAUUUGAACAUCCAUCAAGGCAUGGCAUUGAAGGACCAGAGCAUUGCCUGUCUGCUUGUUCAUGCAGGAAUCACCUUCUUACAGAUUCCAGAUGACAAAAGUCUGCUUCAGCCUUUGAUAACACUGGCCCUCCUACCACAAAAUAUGGCGAGGUCCUUUUUACCCACAAUGCCCCAGGAUGAUAUGACACAAAUUAAGGAGGCUCUGUUAGCAGCCAGGGAUCAAACAGGUGCUGAAAAUCCUGUGAUUUAUCGUUGUCCUAAUGGUCAUCCAUACAUCAUUGGAAAUUGUGGACGACCAGCAACAAAGGGACAAUGUAAAGAUUGUGGAGCAGAUAUUGGAGGUCUAAGUUAUGUUCUCAGCCAAGGCAAUGUACUGGAUGAUGGGACUGACAGGACCAAACCAGGCCACAUUCUGGGACGAGCUGACCAAAGGACAGAUAUUAUUGUGGAUGAAAGAAAGAUGACUGCUGUCAGUUGUGCCAUACUGAGGUUCUUAACCCACAUCUCAAUGCUGCUUGGAACUAACGAAAAUCCUCAGGUGGUCUGCGACAUGAUCAAACCAGAUAUUCCGAAUAACUCCACAGUGCAAUUUCUUAUCAACCACAUCAAACUUGACAUUGCCAGUCUUCAACGAGUCACUGGACGAAGCGUUGAUGAAGUGCUGCUGUUGAUGCACAGGGUCCUGUCUAGUGUCACACAGACCUACAACAAUGGAGGAGCACAGAAAGCAGAAAUAUGUAACCUGGUUACCAAGGAGGCCAGGAACCAGUGGGAGGACUUGUUUUGUAAACAUUGUCUCUCACCAUUGUUACAGGACAUGGAGAGCACAAUAAAAUCAUGCAACUCCCAACUGAAACAAGACAAGAGACUUGGAUCAAACCCCCUCUUGUGCCUCCUGUAUGAGAUCGACACACCAAAGGACCAGGUGUCUGCUGUAGCCCUUCAUCAGGUUGCAUCAGUGUGGAGGUAUCGAUCCCGCAUCUCCAUGGAUCACCUGACCACAGUCUUCCAUACUAAGAUGGGAAAAGAACACAAAAUUCUCAAACUAUUUUUACAAGAGGAUUACCACUUACGAGCAAUCCGUCUGGUCCCAAGUAUUCUGCGGCUCCAAAGAAUGUUGAUCCACAAAUACCAGAGGAAGCUGGACAGGGCAGAGGCCACAGCCUUCACUGUAGAACACACUCAGAUGGACUUCAUACAAGAUUUUCACAAUGAAGAGGAACAUGUUAAUAUAUAUAUCCCAAUAUAUUUGACUGAUUGUACACUUCUUUUUUCAGCUUGUCCAAUAUUUCCUGGUAUUGCCAGGGUCUCUAAGGAGUUCUGUUCCAAACAGAUAACAGACAACACACCAAUCUCUAUGUUGUUACCAACCAAGAGAGACGCUGGUCUCUGUUCCUAUGUACUUGUAUACUUCCUCUUGAAGAAACAGAAAAGUUUUCUAGAAGAUUACUGCAAGGCCAAAAGACAAAGUGUGUCAGACUUACCAAAGGUUAAAGUUCAUGACCUGAGUCCUGCCCAUCUGAUAAGCUACCAUCCUGACAGAGACAUUCUGCCAAUUGUCCUUGCUAACUGCAACUACUCAUUUGAGGUUGGCAAAGGUACCAAGAUUGAAUAUGACUUUGGAAAUAUAGAAAGGCAACUAGGCGACAGAUUUUUAUUUGCGAAAUCGGACAUUGACAUAGAUGAGAUUGAAGUGAUGACCUACAGGUCAGAUGUCACCAAUGCAGUUGUCUUCAAAACCUUACGAGAGAAAAUACCACAGCUUGUCCUGCCGGUAAGUCCUAAGUCCAGGGCUGUAUGUCAGUGUCAACAUGUCCAGUGUCUGUGGCUGACUCUGGCUCAGGAGAAGACAAAGCGUCUGGCGAAACAUAAGAAGGAUGUGUUUGACAGCCUUGGUGAAGAGUUCAGAAAGGAGUUGUCAGAUCAACAAAGACAGAGUCUACAAUAUUUCUGUGAUGGACUCCAGGCAGAUAAAGUGGACUUCCUCAUGGAAUUUCUCUUUGAGUGUAUAAUGUUGAUGAUAGCCAUCCCACAGAAUCAAGAUGAUGAGGACUAUAUUGAUAUACUUGGACAAAGCCUUCAAGACAAUCUGCAAGGUUAUCUGUACAGUCCCAUGUAUGAUGAGGAACCUAUUCUCCCUGACUGGAUGGCAGAGGUCAUCACAAGACUGGAUAUAGACAAUGGAGAGAAACUUCUCGUGUCACAGUGUGUUGAUGUGUGGCUUUUCUUGUUCAAUGCUCUCCACAUCAAGGAGACAGAGAGGAGAUUCUAAGUAUUUCUGGUAUUACAAAGUGUUGACCUCUACUUGUUUAUAACAUAAAGACUUAUUUCUUGAUUGAUUGACACAUUAACUGAUAUGACUAAGAGAAAUGGAGAGUUUUGUUUCCUGUCCAGAGACACAGUGUACCUAUAAAUGACACUGUACACAUCGUAUUAUAUGUUAUAGAUACAGACUUUGUAUUGUCAUUGUUAUGUGUUAGGAAACGAUGAUUGAUGAUGAUGAUGAUGAUGAUGAUGAUGAUGAUGAUGAUGAUGAUGAUGAUGAUGGUGGUGGUGGUGGUGACGAUGGUGAUCAUCAAUCAUAUUUUAUUCUGUGAGUUCUGUAUAAAAGUGUCUGUAAUUAGCCUUACACUUUUAUCAGGACAAAUAUAAACCUUUAUCAUUGAUAUAGUUAUUUGCCUGUAAUUUUAUACAAUAUGAUAGACUUCCUUUUGAUGACAAUCGUAAUUUAAUAUAAUUUCAACAUCAGUGUAUUUGCCCUUAGAUUUGUUACAUAAUGAUUGUGGAUAUUUGCCUGUACUUUUGUUAAAUAAUGAUAGUGGAUAUUUGCCUGUACUUUUGUUACAUAAUGACAGUGGAUAUUUGCCUGUACUUUUGUUAAAUAAUGAUAGUGGAUAAUUGCCUGUACUUUUGUUAAAUAGUGAUAGUGGAUAUUUGCCUGUACUUUUGUUACAUAAUGAUAGUGGAUAUUUGCCUGUACUUUUGUUAAAUAAUGAUAGUUGAUAGUUGUAGUUUGGUUCUACUAUGUAUUUUGAUAUAAAUUUGUAUUAUAGCUAGGUCUAUUUUUAUAGCAUCAGUAGUAUAUGUUGUAGUAGCAGAUUAUCUCAUUAUUAACAAGACAUGUAACAGCUUUGCUGUCAUGUUAAAAUGAGAUAUGCUACAAGAAGCUAUAAAGCCAUGCUUGUUUUUGACGUUCAAAGUGUAUUUGGCUUUUGUAGAAAUUUUGACCAGCUUAUUGUUACCUUUACAUUCUGUAAUCUGAUAAGAUUGCAUGGUCCUACUUAUCUGUGAAGUGUAUAUUCAUAAAUAUAUCAGUAAUAUCUUUUGCAUUAUCAUACAAAGGAACUUUAUCAAUACUAAGGGAGACAAUCUUGCAUAACUAUAAUCUACCUGUCUAUUGUAUUGUACUACACAUGAAAUACUAAGGGAGACAACCUUACAUAACUAUAACCUACCUGUCUAUUGUAUUGUACUACACAUGAAAUACUAAGGGAGACAACCUUACAUAACUAUAACCUACCUUUCUAUUGUAUUGUACUACACAUGAAAUACUAAGGGAGACUACCUUACAUAACUAUAACCUACCUUUCUAUUGUAUUGUACUACACAUGAAAUACUAAGGGAGACAACCUUACAUAACUAUAACCUACCUGUCUAUUGUAUUGUACAACACAUGAAAUACUAAGGGAGACUACCUUACAUAACUAUAACCUACCUGUCUAUUGUAUUGUACUACACAUGAAAUACUAAGGGAGAUAACCUUACAUAACUAUAACCUACCUGUCUAUUGUAUUGUACUACACAUGAAAUACCAAGGGAGACUACCUUACAUAACUAUAACCUACCUGUCUAUUGUAUUGUACUACACAUGAAAUACCGAGGGAGACAACCUUACAUAACUAUAACCUACCUGUCUAUUGUAUUGUACUACACAUGAAAUACCGAGGGAGACAACCUUACAUAACUAUAACCUACCUGUCUAUUGCAUUGUACUACACAUGAAAUACUAAGGGAGACAACCUUACAUAACUAUAACCUACCUGUCUAUUGUAUUGUACAACACAUGAAAUACUAAGGGAGACAACCUUACAUAACUAUAACCUACCUGUCUAUUGUAUUGUACUACACAUGAAAUACUAAGGGAGACUACCUUACAUAACUAUAACCUACCUGUCUAUUGUAUUGUACUACACAUGAAAUACUAAGGGAGACAACCUUACAUAACUAUAACCUAACUGUCUAUUGUAUUGUACUACACAUGAAAUACUAAGGGAGACAACCUUACAUAACUAUAACCUACCUGUCUAUUGUAUUGUACUACACAUGAAAUACUAAGGGAGACAACCUUACAUAACUAUAACCUACCUGUCUAUUGUAUUGUACUACACAUGAAAUACUAAGGGAGACUACCUUACAUAACUUUAACCUACCUGUCUAUUGUAUUGUACUACACAUGAAAUACUAAGGGAGACAACCUUACAUAACUAUAACCUACCUGUCUAUUGUAUUGUACUACACAUGAAAUACUAAGGGAGACAACCUUACAUAACUAUAACCUACCUGUCUAUUGUAUUGUACUACACAUGAAAUACUAAGGGAGACUACCUUACAUAACUAUAACCUACCUGUCUAUUGUAUUGUACUACACAUGAAAUACUAAGGGAGACAACCUUACAUAACUAUAACCUACCUUUCUAUUGUAUUGUACUACACAUGAAAUACUAAGGGAGACUACCUUACAUAACUAUAACCUACCUGUCUUUUGUAUUCUACUACACAUGAAAUACUAAGGGAGACAACCUUACAUAACUAUAACCUACCUGUCUUUUGUAUUGUACUACACAUGAAAUACUAAGGGAGACAACCUUACAUAACUAUAACCUACCUGUCUAUUGUAUUGUACUACACGUGAAAUACUAAGGGAGACAACCUUACAUAACUAUAACCUACCUGUCUAUUGUAUUGUACUACACGUGAAAUACUAAGGGAGACUACCUUACAUAACUAUAACCUACCUGUCUAUUGUAUUGUAUUGUACUACACAUGAAAUACUAAGGGAGACUACCUUACAUAACUAUAACCUAAAUGUCUAUUGUAUUGUACUACACAUGAAAUACUAAGGGAGACUACCUUACAUAACUAUAACCUACCUGUCUAUUGUAUUGUACUACACAUGAAAUUUCAUGUUCCUCUAUGAUCUCUUGUUUAAGUUAUAUAUAUAUACAACAUAUGUGAUGUACACAAGACAUUAUAAGAUAAACAUGUCUACAUAUAAAACAUUCACAAUCAUGCAGCUAUAUUUUUAACUUAGUUCAGCAUUUUAAUAUGAUUUAUUGAUGUGCUUUGAUUGGUCAAUAGUUAUGUUGACAUAGUAAGUGGGUAGCCAAUCAACAUUUUGAAAGAGGAAAAAUUAGGAUAUUUAUUUUUUAUAGUUUACUAGGGGUAUUGAUAGGAGUUCAAAGACAGUUAUAUCAAUAUUUAGGCAGUAAGUCUGGUAAUAAGCCCAUCCUAUUUACUGCUGCAAAGGAUGAUAACCAACAAAUGCUGUUUUAUUGUCCUGUAAUAAACCUUGACUCCUGAUCUUGAGAUAAAGACAAUGUGAUGGACCCAUUACAGAAGAUACUAUUUUAAAGUCCAAUAACCCUGGAACAUUAGCUAUAUAUUUCAAAGAUUUAUAAAAUAUGAGCUGUAACAAUAACAGUGGUACAAAGUCUAUUGAGCUUAGUCUAUAUUUACUUUGUUAUGCCCAUGAUAUGUACUUUACAUAUGUCCUUGGUGUAAUUUGGAUGAUUCUAUUUACUGGACAGCUAGACUUGUACUCUAGACAUAUCCUGUAUUAUAAAUCCUGAAUAUUUCUUUAUCACUUGUAUAUACUGUACAGGAUUACAAAACGUUCAAGUUUCUCAUCUUGUAAAACACUGAAUUUAAAUUGAAUUGAAGUUUCGAUUGUGUGUUCUAUUUGUUUUUGCAGAAAUUACAAUUGCUAAUUUACAAUGAUAUCCAUGUGCUUUUUAUAGCGAUUUGUUACAGAGACUAAUAACUAGCAUUAUAGUAAAUGAUUUCUUCUACUGUAUUUUGUUUGACUUUUCAGUUUUACUAGAGGUGGAAGUAGUCACACUGUAUGAUGUACCAUGAUUUAAGUGAAAAUAUGUCACAUGAGAGCUUACAAGUAUUUUUUGCUAACUUUUCUUUUUUUUUCUAACUUUCUGUUAAUAUUGUGUGUUUAUCCUAUAUUGACUUUGUUAUGAUGAAAAGUCUUCACACUGGUACUGUGGAGUCCAAUUCUGUCACACCCAGUGAUAUAUUGGAGGAGUACAUGAAGUUUAGGUUGUUGAGUUUUACAGGUCCUCAUCAUAGUUUGGUCUUCAGUUGCCCAGUGAUGUUUUAACUAGUUGUUUGUAAUUCACCUUGAUCAGUGCCCUACUUUUUUUUUCCAUCUUCUGCAACUUUUGUUGAAGUCUCACCAAUAGAAAUUUCAUCUAACGCUAACAUUCCAUAUGAGUCCUGGGCUGGAAUGUAACUAAUCCUACCCAUCAGCUGGUGUAACGUUAUGGUGAGAUUUUCUAUGUUUAAAUCCCAGUUGCAGUAAACUUGUUCAGGAAAACCACCAGGCACUAAUACUUACAAUAAGUAAACCUGUUCUUCUUAACAUUUCAGUAAAGUUAAUUAUGUAUCAACAGUUGGCGGUUUUAUACUAAAACAUUCUUUUUGAUUAAGAUGACGAUUUAUUUUUUAAACUGCAAUAUUUUGUUGUGUAUUAUUAAAUAGUAUGAGAUUAUGAAAU